AUGGCCAAGUGGCUCCGGGAUUACCUGAGCUUUGGAGGCCGGCGACCCCCUCCGCAGCCGCCCACCCCUGACUACUCGGAGAGCGACAUCCUGAGAGCUUACCGGGAGCAGAAGGAUCUAGACUUCGAAGACCCCUACGGAGACGCGGAAAACCGGCAGGAGCCGGACCUCGCCACCUCCGGGGACCUCAAGGGCCCCGGGGAUGCCAAGUACGAUUCUCCCAAGCAUCGGCUCAUCAAGGUGGAGGCUGCAGACAUGGCCAAGGCCAAGGCCUUGCUGGGCAGCUCGGAGGAGGAGCUGGAAGCUGAUGCCGAGUAUUCAGAUCCUUUUGAUGCCCAGCCUCACCCACCACCCCCAGAUGACGGUUACAUGGAGCCCUACGAGGCCCAGCGGGUCAUAAGCGAACUGGCCGGCAGGGCACUGCAGCUGUAUGACACUCCCUACGAGGAGCAAGCCCAGGAGCCAGAGGACGGGCCCCCUUCUGGGGGCCAGAAACCUCAACAGAGCCGCCUACCCCGGGAAGACGAGCGGCCUGCGGACGAGUACGACCAGCCCUGGGAGUGGAAAAAAGACCACAUCUCCAGGGCCUUUGCAGUGCAGUUUGACAGUCCUGAGUGGGAAAGGACCCCAGGCCUGGCCAAGGAGCUCCGGAGACCCCCACCCAGGAGCCCGCAGCCCGCAGAGCGUGUGGACCCGUCCUUGCCUCUGGAGAAACAGCCGUGGUUCCACGGCCUGCUGAGCAGAGCAGAUGCGGAGAAUCUGCUGUCCCUUUGCAAGGAAGGCAGCUACCUCGUGCGGCUCAGCGAGACCAGCCCCCAGGACCCCUCGCUGUCCCUCAGGAGCAGCCAGGGCUUCCUGCAUCUGAAGUUCGCCAGGACGCGUGAGAACCAGGUGGUGCUGGGCCAGCACAGCGGCCCCUUCCCCAACGUGCCCGAGCUGGUCCUCCACUAUAGCUCACGCCCACUGCCCGUGCAGGGCGCUGAGCACCUGGCCCUGUUAUACCCGGUCACCACGCUGACCUCCUGA
Elephantulus edwardii (Cape elephant shrew) is the source of this 1026-nucleotide messenger RNA. RefSeq names its product Src homology 2 domain containing transforming protein D (gene SHD). The transcript has 6 exons. Bases 1 to 1026 code for a protein of 341 amino acids. NCBI's taxonomy places the organism in Eukaryota, Metazoa, Chordata, Mammalia, Macroscelidea, Macroscelididae. Gene Ontology annotation, molecular function: phosphotyrosine residue binding. The record is from RefSeq and is a predicted model, not a curated record.